GAAGUGUGAAAUGCUCCUGCAGCCCCACCAAUCGGGAAAGAGCGCGUAAGGAAAGCAUAUUUCACAGUUGAAGCAUACUUUGCAUACAUUGUCAGUAAAAAAUUGGAAAAUUCAAACGAGACAAAUCAUGAUAGGAAGAAAUACAAACACCAGAGGCAUUGCAGCUGCUCGGCCUCUAGCUGUUCCCGGUGGGCGGUAUCAGAUGUCGCGGCCGCAGGGCGGCAACCCAGGCGGUGCUGCUAAUAUGCCCCACGCGAAGGCACAGAAGUCAGACUGUCGUGACGAGCAAGACGAUGAUUAUUAUGAUGGCGACGACCGUGAACAAAGCAGUGGGGUAGACGAAAAGGAUAAUGCUAUGAACGCAGAGAAGGAAAAUCUUCCCCCGCGCCCCACCCGUCAUGUCGCUUCUCAGCACAAGACAGACCUUCUUCCUCCCCUUCCCCAGCUCAAGAGACAUACAACGCUUCCCGCCCCUGCUCCUCAACACAAGAACCAAUCGGAACUUCUUCCUCCUGUUCCCCAGCUUAGAAAACAUACAACUCGUGCCGCCCCUGUUCCUCAGCCCAAGAAGCAGUCAAGUCUUCCAUCUCUUCCUCAGCAAAAGAAACAGAAAACGGCUGCACAGCAGAAGCCAGUUGCGAACCCGGUCAGCAACUUUGUGCUUCCUAAAUUGGUGCUGCCCGACACGCCGAGGGCUGAAGAGCUGAUCGAGCAGAUUCAUUACUCAGCGAGAUACUAUUGUGAUACCUUUGAGUAUAGGCAUGUUAUUUUGCCCAAAGCGUUGUACGAAAUGGUCCCCGCGACCCACAAACGUCGUCUGCUGAGUGAAAAUGAAUGGCGUGCGAUUGGAAUUCAGCAGUCGGUUGGAUGGGUACAUUACAUGCUGCACAAUCCGGAACCGCACAUAUUUGCUUUUCGACGCGAAAAAUACUACCAAGAGAAGCUUCAAGGACAGCAUCAACCGUCGCAAGCUACACAGGAAGAUGUUCACGCCAAUGGAAGCACUGCGAAGGAGGAAGGAGAGGAAGAUAGCUGGGACGAGGACGAAGAAGAACUAGGGGAAAGCGAUGUAGAGGAAGAAGAAGAAUAUGAAAGGGAGGACAUUGAUGAACAACAGCUAUGUAUUACUGAUACAACAAGCGACGAGGAGGUCGACCAGAGAGGGGAGAUCAAUGGAGGAAAGUUAUAUCUUUCUGAUUCUGAUUUGCCAACUUCGGAGGUUGAUGAAGGAAAGCAAUGUCUAUCUGAUCCUGAUUCCCCACCCCCGGAAGCUAUGGCGGAGCAACGAAUGGAGGAAACAAGUACAGUCUCGCUGCAGGAUGGAGUUCGGCGGUCCACGCGAUUGGGAGGAAGUAGGCAAGCCCAAACAUCUCAAUCAGGCCGCCAACCAUCACAGUCUUGGGAGCCACAGUCUGGUGCACAACCAACUGCAACGCUCCGGCAGCAUGGAAGAGUAGAGGCUGCUACCGUGGACUUGCCAAGGCCCCCUGCUGAGCGGCGCUCAUCACGUCGUGCCUGAAACUAUGUCAGAUAUGAUUUUGGGGGGAUAUAUAUUCCCAACGGUUAUUUAGGGUGUGUACAGCGAGGUAGCCGAUGCUGUAACUCGGAUACAUGUAUUAUAGCAGCCAGCACUUAUUAUGAACGAUGAACAUGAAAACGGGUCUGAUAUAUGCGAUUGGACAA
Spizellomyces punctatus DAOM BR117 is the source of this 1683-nucleotide messenger RNA. RefSeq lists its product as uncharacterized. The transcript is spliced from 4 exons. Bases 128 to 1519 code for a protein of 463 amino acids. The record is from RefSeq and is a predicted model, not a curated record. Gene Ontology annotation, cellular component: cyclin-dependent protein kinase holoenzyme complex; SCF ubiquitin ligase complex. Gene Ontology annotation, molecular function: ubiquitin binding; histone binding; cyclin-dependent protein serine/threonine kinase activator activity. Gene Ontology annotation, biological process: regulation of mitotic cell cycle. Lineage: Eukaryota; Fungi; Chytridiomycota; Chytridiomycetes; Spizellomycetales; Spizellomycetaceae.